This is a messenger RNA of Galeopterus variegatus (Sunda flying lemur), 3308 nucleotides long. RefSeq names its product prolyl-tRNA synthetase 2, mitochondrial (putative) (gene PARS2). Gene Ontology annotation, cellular component: cytoplasm; mitochondrion. The transcript has a single exon. The record is from RefSeq and is a predicted model, not a curated record. NCBI's taxonomy places the organism in Eukaryota, Metazoa, Chordata, Mammalia, Dermoptera, Cynocephalidae. Gene Ontology annotation, biological process: prolyl-tRNA aminoacylation. Gene Ontology annotation, molecular function: ATP binding; proline-tRNA ligase activity. The coding region runs from base 24 to 1451 and encodes 475 amino acids.
AGUGCUUCCCUGCGCCGGGUGUCAUGGAAGGGCUGCUGACAAGAUGCAGAGCAUUGCCUGUCCUGGCCACCUGCAGCCGUCAGCUCUCCGAGUAUGUUCCUUGCAGGUUUCACCACUGUGCCCCAGGGAGAGGGAAGCGCUUGCUACUGUCCCGUGUGUUCCAGCCACAGAAUCUACGGAAAGACCAGGUGCUCUCCCAGGAGGACAAAUCUAGUGACCUAACCUGUAAGAGCCAGCGGCUGAUGCUGCAGGUGGGCCUAAUCCACCCAGCCAGCCCCGGCUGUUACCACCUCCUGCCUUACACUGUUCGUGCCAUGGAGAAGCUUGUGCAGGUGAUAGACCAGGAGAUGCAGGCCAUUGGGGGACAGAAAGUCAACAUGCCCAGUCUCAGCCCGGCAGAGCUCUGGCGAGCUACUAACCGGUGGGACUUGAUGGGCAAGGAGCUGCUGAGACUUAGAGACAGACAUGGCAAGGAAUACUGCUUAGGACCAACUCAUGAGGAAGCCAUCACAGCCCUGGUCGCCUCCCAGAAGAACCUGUCUUAUAAACAGCUUCCAUUCUUACUGUACCAGGUGACGAGGAAGUUUCGGGAUGAGCGCAGGCCCCGCUUUGGUCUUCUCCGUGGCCGGGAGUUUUACAUGAAGGAUAUGUACACCUUUGAUUCCUCCCCAGAGGCCGCCCAGGAGACCUACAGCCUGGUGUGUGAUGCCUACUGCAACCUAUUUGACAGGCUGGGACUGCGAUUUAUCAAGGUCCAGGCAGAUGUGGGCAGCAUCGGGGGCAUGAUGUCUCAUGAAUUCCAGCUCCCAGUGGAUGUUGGAGAGGACCAGCUUGCAGUCUGUCCCAGCUGCAGCUUCUCUGCCAACAUGGAGACACUAGACUUGUCACAAAUGAACUGCCCUACUUGCCAGGGUCCACUGACCGUAACCAAAGGCAUUGAGGUGGGGCACACAUUUUACCUAGGUACCAAGUACUCUUCCAUUUUCAAUGCCCAGUUUACCAAUGUCCAUGGUAAACCAUCCCUGGCUGAAAUGGGAUGCUACGGUUUGGGGGUGACACGGAUCGUGGCAGCUGCCAUUGAAGUUCUCUCUACAGAAGACUGCAUUCGCUGGCCCAGCCUCCUGGCCCCUUACCAAGUCUGCCUCAUCCCCCCUAAGAAGGGCAGUAAGGAGGCGGCAGCUACAGAGCUCACGGAGCACCUGUAUGACCACAUCACAGAGGUGGCUCCUCAGCUUCGCGGGGAGGUACUGCUGGAUGACAGGACCCAUCUGACCAUUGGAAACAGACUGAAAGAUGCCAACAAGUUUGGCUACCCCUUUGUGAUCAUCGCUGGCAAGAGGGCCCUGGAGGACCCUGCACAUUUUGAAGUUUGGUAUCAGAACACUGGUGAGAUGGUCUUCCUCACCAAAGAAGGAGUCAUGGAAUUACUGACCCAAGUGCAGGUUGUCUAGAUGCCCCCAGCCCACCCCUGCCCCUGUCUGUUAGCUGUGGUGUUCAUUCUAACGCUGCAUUUUCCUACACUCCUUUCCUGGGCUGGUCCCUCCAGAAACAGGGCAGCUCAUGGAAGGUGAGACCGUGUUAGAGAAACCAAUUUUUAUGCAGUCAUUUGUUCACAUUAUUGUAUUUAAAGUCAUUAACUUGAUCUCUUUCUCUGGACUGGCCACACUGCCAUAUACCAUUCCUUUUGUACUCUAUUGUGGCACCUUCUGUUAGGAGGCCGAGAGGCAAGAAAGAGACCUGAGUUCUAGUCUUAGCCCCUGGGAGAGUCACUUCCCUUCUCUCAGCUGAAUUUCCCACAUGUAGGAUAGGAAUGGCUGAUGGCCGAGGGUCCCUCCGAUCCCUACAGUCUGACCACAGGCCUCUUGCUACAUUCAGUCUAGAGAGCAGGACCGCCAGCCCUCUUCCACCGAGAAGGUGGGCUGAGAGUGGGGGGAUCUGACUGGCCCAACUCACUGGUGACUUGGACAUGUCCCCUCCCCUAAUGGGGCCUCAGUUUCCCCAUCUGUAAUAUGAGAAAGUGGAGGGAGAGCUGUAAAGUCCUUACAGCUGUGACUGGGUGGUUCCAUGAGAGGCUCAUGUCAGGCAGAUCUGGUUCCUCUGAUCCCUCAUAGUCUAAGCAUAUUGGAAAGUUGAUAUAAUUAGCCGAUGGCUUCAGAGACCUGGCCCUAUUGAGGCAGCUUAAGCACUGAGAUCAUGUUCUAUAGAUUGAAUGAAGUCAAACUAUUGGAAUGAACCUUGCAUGUUAAUUUGAAAGAGUGAUAACAUCUGCCAUUUUAACAGUGCAAAUGCCUUCCUACCCCUUUUCUUUCUUUUUCUACUGUUUCCACACUGCAAAAAAAGUGGGGGGGAGGGGGGUUGGAAAAAUAUGUUUUAAACCAUCUCUUCCCACAGGUGUCAGGGACAGCAGGCUCCAACUGCCAUGGUGACUUUAUCCUAGGUACAUCCUAGAGCCACAAUGAGGGGUGAAUAUUAAGAGCUGGUCUCUGCCUGAAUUCUGUGGAAAACUGGGAGCAGACUUGAGCUACCACAGCAAUGCUGCCUAUUUUCAUUGCUCCUGCACACUAGAUUAGGAACAUAACUAGGUUUUCAAUCCUUGGCCCCCAAGGGUCUCUACGUGUCCAAGUCCAACAAGAUUCCGUGAGGGCCAAACUCAAAGCCACCACCUCCUGAAUACCUGCCUGACAGCUCCUGGAAGUGUUUUCCCUCUUCCUGCCACAGUGCUGACGGCAUCCCUAGAUUUGCACAUACACAGCUCAUCAUAUGGUAGUCCAGCCUCUUGUAGAGAUGAGCUCCUGGAACCGAGGGGCCUGAGCCAGUUCCUAGUGCACUGCAGUUCUUGUUGUGGCUAGUUGUUCUGCCUGCUAAACAGCUUCUUGGCAGCUUGUUACUGCCACUGCUACUACUGCUAGAGUAAUCCCACUCCAAGCACGCACCAUCAGGUUUCCUAAUGAAUGUAUAUGCCAAGCCAUAAUUGCUCCCAGGCCUAUCAUUGGAGCUCUGGGCCUAGGAUUUCUUUGGAAUUACUUUAGACUUUCAGGCCAGGAGACGUGGAUUCUGAGAACAAACCUAGAAAGGCUAGAUUGCAAGGCAGAAGAUCUACCUUUGCUGCACACUGGCAUCACCGGAGUCCCACCCAGAGGUUCUGGUUAUGGUGUGGGGUGUGUCCUGGGCAUUGGGAAGUUUAAAGCUCCCCAGAUGUUUCUAAUAUGCAAAGUCGAUUGGGAGUUCCUGGUGUAAGAGCCGCCUCCUCUGGGCCACUUUGUAAUUGGGCUUUAUCAGACCGAUUCGAGCUUUCUGCUUAGAAUGGU